AAAGAAAAAAACGAAAGAAGGAAAUCUUGAAGAUUUGUGCUUCAAUCCUCCUCUUCUUUAUUCUGAUCUCAUCCGUCAUCAUAAGCUGCAGAGUUACAAGGCGUGAAAGAAGUAUCAUACCUAUUAUAUAUGCGCUUGUCAGGAUCCUGGAUUUCGGAUCCAUGCCUUACCUUCCUUACUUCCUAGCUGCUUCCUUCCAGUUGAUCUCCAUCUGAGUUCAGACUGUAGAAAAAACUCAAGAAACUGCAGAGAGAAGAGAAAGAUCCAUUUCUCCAAAUUAUCCAGAUCUGUCUGUCUCUAGCUUUCUUUCUCACCCACGGAAUUGUUUUUUUUUUUUUUUUACUUUCUCUUUACAAUGAGAGACAUGGUUUCUUGUUUCAGCGAAAGCGCAGUAAGUGUGUCUCAUCCUUCAUGUUCUAGCUACUCAAACACAGCUUGUAUCAAUCCGAGCCUAACACCUUCUGUCCAAAACUCGGUCGCCUGUGUUUACAAGAUCAUCCUCUCCACCCAAAAGCAAGUCUUGAUCACAGUCACUUGGUGCAGGAACCAUUCUGCUCAAGGUCUAAGCAUAAGCUUUGGAGAUGACUCAUCGACACCAACCUUCAGACUCAACACGAAUUCACGGUUCUUCAGGAAGAAGAAAGGGAGCAGAUUGAUGGAAUCCGAUAAUUCAAGUUUUGAGGUCUUCUGGGAUCUCUCUAAUGCCAAGUACGACACAGGACCUGAACCUGUUGAUAGCUUCUACGUGCUGGUAAUGGCUGACUCGGAAAUGGGUCUAAUACUAGGUGACAUGGCGGAAGAAGCUGCUGCGAAGAAAUUUAAAGCUACUUCUGUUGCCAAAGUCUCUCUCAUUUCCCGGCGGGAGCAUUGCUCCGGCAAUACCCUAUAUUCAACCAAGGCUCAGUUCAGUGAUACCGGCAUUGCGCACGAUAUUUUGAUCAGGUGCGGCGGAUCAGAAAGUGAAGGACUAAGGUCGCCGGUUUUAUCUGUAUGUAUCGACAAUAAGACGGUGAUUCGAGUGAAGAGGCUGCGAUGGAAUUUCAGAGGCAAUCAGUCGAUUUUUGUUGACAAUUUGCUGGUUGAUUUGAUGUGGGACGUGCAUGACUGGUUCUUUAAUCCUGCAUCUGGAUAUGCAGUGUUCAUGUUCAGGACGAGAAGUGGGAUGGAUAGCCGGCUGUGGUUGGAGGAGAAGUUGGUGCAGAAAGACCAAGAAAGGGUUGAAUUCUCCUUGUUGAUCUAUGCCUGUAAGAGCCAAUAAAAAGAUAUAUAUAUCUGUUCUUGUUUUUUUCUGUUUUAAUUUGCUUUUGUUUUUGUUUUUGUUCAUUCUUUGCUCUUUGAUUAUGUUUCCAUUUUAUUUUUCUUUGGCCUUUCUAUUAGGAAUAGAUAUUCUUUUGAUCAUAUGAGGAACAGAAUAACAUGUAAUUGCAGAUAUGUGAAUUUUCUUAGAUAGAGGAGUUCUUGGCUGGCUUGUUUUGAUGUCA
Messenger RNA from Juglans regia (Persian walnut), 1481 nucleotides. RefSeq lists its product as uncharacterized. The transcript has a single exon. The record is from RefSeq and is a predicted model, not a curated record. Bases 356 to 1258 code for a protein of 300 amino acids. Lineage: Eukaryota; Viridiplantae; Streptophyta; Magnoliopsida; Fagales; Juglandaceae.